This is a messenger RNA of Drosophila elegans, 1902 nucleotides long. It is a transcript of the gene UbcE2H, whose product is annotated as ubiquitin-conjugating enzyme E2 H. The transcript has a single exon. The record is from RefSeq and is a predicted model, not a curated record. Gene Ontology annotation, cellular component: nucleus. Gene Ontology annotation, biological process: ubiquitin-dependent protein catabolic process; protein polyubiquitination. The coding region runs from base 27 to 578 and encodes 183 amino acids. NCBI's taxonomy places the organism in Eukaryota, Metazoa, Arthropoda, Insecta, Diptera, Drosophilidae. Gene Ontology annotation, molecular function: ubiquitin conjugating enzyme activity.
AAAAAACAAAUCAAUAAACAAACAAAAUGUCCUCGCCCAGUGCCGGAAAACGACGCAUGGACAACGAUGUGAUCAAGCUGAUCGAAUCGAAGCACGAGGUGACGAUCCUGGGAGGCCUCAAUGAGUUCCACGUCAAGUUCUUCGGCCCAACGGAGACGCCCUACGAGGGCGGCGUGUGGAAGGUGCGCGUCUACCUGCCCGACAACUAUCCCUUCAAAUCACCGAGCAUCGGUUUUGUGAACAAGAUCUACCAUCCGAAUAUUGACGAGUCCUCCGGCACGGUGUGCCUGGAUGUGAUCAAUCAAGCCUGGACGGCGCUGUACGAUCUAUCGAACAUAUUCGAAUCGUUCUUGCCGCAGCUGCUCACAUAUCCCAAUCCGGUCGAUCCGCUCAAUCGGGAUGCGGCCGCCUUGUACCUGCACGAGCCGGAGGAAUACCAUCGCAAGGUGGCCGACUAUGUGCAGCGGUAUGCCACCGAGGAUGCGCUGCGGGCGGCGCAGCAGGAGCGGGAGAGCAGCGACAGUGAGUCGAGCAUGUCCGACUACAGUGAGGAUGAGGCCAGGGACAUGGAGUUAUAAUAUCGGUUGGACCGCCAGCCUACGGAACUACCGCUAACACUUACACUGACAACAGCCUAAUACAAAUGCUUCGAGACCCCAUUUCCCCAUAUCCCGACACUUUCCCCCAAAGCAAACAAGCAAACACAAUUUCCCCAAACCCCUCAGUUGGCGACGGAACAACAAGCAACAAUAUAAAUAUAUAUAUAUGAAUAUAUAUAUAUGAAUAUAUAUAUAUGAAUAUAUAUAUAUAUAAAUAUAUAUAAUUGAUAAAUGAUAAUUGGAUUUUAAGAUAGAAAGUGAUUCGAUGAAGGCGUGUGAUGAUCUGCGCACACACGCAUAUACAUAUAAAUAUAUACAUACAAUAUAUAUAUAUAUAUAUAUAUAUAUAUAUAUACACACUAAUGUAAGCAGCAAGAAAAACAAGAUUUGAAAACUCUUAGUUUAGCCAUCAGUAGCUGAUAACAAAAAUGGAUUGGAGCAAGGAUCGUAACAGAUAUAUAGACCACAACAAAAACGGAACGGAGGAGAACAAAAUGGAAAACAAAAACCGAUUAAAUACAGAUUAACUCAGAUAACAGAGAUAACAGAGAUAAAAGCAUAGAUGCAACUCAAUUUAAAUGGCUAUAGUAAGUGCACGUGCAAUACGAAAUAUGACAUGAAAUUGCUUUUGGCCUUGAUCUGGCAUUAAACAGACGUCAAUGCCCGUUCUUUAGAGAUUAGCAAUGGAGUAACAAGAUGAUAGAAAACGUAUCGUAAACACAAGUACCACCAUCAAACAAAAGUUUUUGGAAAACCCUCACCACAUAAAUACCACACGAUGAUAACCCAGAUUCAAGUUCAGAGGAAGCCUCAAACGCCUCAGUUUCCGCUUAGAUCGUUCAACAAAAUUAGAGUUUUGUUCUCCCCCAGCUUUAUAUGUUUGUUUGUUUGUUUUGUUUAUUUGUGAACGCGUUUUUGUAGGAUUUAUCGUUGUCUCUGUCUUUAUACAUUAUAUAUUUAGACAUUUUUAACUGCAGAAAAUCAUCUGACUUAGCAGCAUUGUCCCUGCCCAAAAAAAAGUGAAUAACGAUCGAAACUAAAUAGAACUAAAGUAGAAAACCAAGACAAAUCCUAGAGGAAGCGUUUGGAGACGAUUGCGUGGAACAGACAAAAUAAACGUUGCAGUUCAUUUUCUUGUUAAUUAAUAUUAUUGUACGGUUAUUAUGUAAUGUUUUAAAAUAGGAUUCGAAUUGAUCGUGUAAUUAAAUGCAAUAAUUCUUAUGUCUAACUUAUGCCACCCGUGUUUAAGCCAAAACCAACUCUGUUUUUUUUUUAUUAUAAUACAUUUUGCUUUUACACCACA